Tinamus guttatus (white-throated tinamou) is the source of this 1772-nucleotide messenger RNA. The record is from RefSeq and is a predicted model, not a curated record. NCBI's taxonomy places the organism in Eukaryota, Metazoa, Chordata, Aves, Tinamiformes, Tinamidae.
AUGAACAUCUGCAAACCUCCUAACAAGACAGCUCCAGAGAAUUUGGGUGAGGCUGUUGCUGAGCUCCAGGUGCAGCGCGCUCGGAGGAACGGCUGGAGCUGGCCUCCACAUCCCUUCCAGAUCAUUGCCUGGUUGUUGUACCUCUUCUUCGCCCUGAUUGGCUUUGGGAUUUUGGUUCCUCUUCUGCCUCUCCACUGGCUGCCUGCUGGCUACAUUUGUCCGGGAGUGUGUUUUAUCUACCAUUUAGUUGUUCAUCUUACUGCAGUCUCCAUUGAUCCUGCGGAUGCCAAUGUGCGCAAAAAAAACUACUUGGGGCCUCUGGCCACCUUCAAUCGUAGUCAGCAUGCACAUGUCAUUGAAAAUCGUCAUUGCCAUGUCUGUGAUGUAGAUGUGAGUGCCAAGUCAAAGCACUGUGGAACUUGCAACAAGUGUGUGUGUGGCUUUGAUCACCACUGCAAAUGGCUCAACAACUGUGUGGGGAAGAGGAAUUACUGGCUCUUUUUGAAUAGCGUGCUGUCAGCCAUCCUGGGCCUUGGCCUUCUGCUGCUCGUAGCUUUCUAUGUCUUCGUGGAGUUCUUCAUUAAUCCCAUGAUGCUUCGUUCGGAUCAGCAGUUUGAAGUUCUAAAGAACCACACAGACGUCUGGUUUGUGUUUCUUCCUGCAGCUCCUGUUGAGACUCAGGCACCUGCCAUUUUGGUCUCAGCUGGGAUUUUCAUUCUUCUGAGCCUAAUGACUGUGUUCCUGCUGGGCCACCUCUUGACCUUUCACAUCUAUCUUAUGUGGAACAAAUUGACUACAUAUGAGUACAUUCUACAGCAGCGUCCCCAACUAGAGGUGAAAGAGGUAGACAAACCUCUGGAGUCUUGUCCCUCCCAGCUGAAACCCAGUCAGGAAGCAGACUCUUUUUCAGGCAACCCUGGCUAUACAGACCCUACUUUUCAAGUGGAGGAAUCUCCAGCCAUAACUUCAGGAAAAGACUUUUCAAAGCUCUACAUCCCCAACAAUGAAGCAGAUCCUAAGCAGAGCUUGUCUCCUGACCUUCCAACUUUCCCGUCUGCAGGCCCUUCUCAGCAACAGAAAAAAAGAAGGAAGAAGAAGAUGCAUAAAGCUCCUUCCUCAGCAAAGGACAGCAGAUCUAAAACACACAUUAGACCUUGGCCCUCUUUCCCAGAUCCCCGGUCAGAGAGCCCAUCAACGGCUCGUGCCAAGUCCGCUUCCCACAGCCGUCACCUCCUAGUGCCAGCUUUCCCCGUGAGAGCCGCUUUUCUUACUGGCAGUAUUGGCCCCAUCCGAGCAGCAGGAUCCCCUGGUGACUAUCACUUGGAGUCUGCUGAGUCCAUGGAUGAGAUUCCUGUGGCUCAGACCCGCACUGGGAGCAUAGCCCUUCAUAGACCUUCCAAGAGGAGUUUGAGUAGUUCUCAACACUCUCCCUUGUCCGACUGCACUCCCAGAGGUGACAAGGAGAAGAAUCUCUAUUCUGGGCACAAGGUGAAAACGAAAAGCUGGCAGCAAGAGGGCAGCCAGGAACAAGGCCUGGAACUUUUCUCUAAGAUCCCUGCUGUGUUUGUAAGUAAGAGCAGUGGAGAGCCUCAUGUGCCCCGGCCCCAGCCUAGUGAGAGUACGUCUGAGCCACACCACAGAAAAUGCACCACCAACUUGUACAUGGGCAGACAAAAUCCAUACUUCAAGGACAUAAGGACAAACACCACAGCAGCCUAGGAAUCAGCCUUCCAAAGCCAUAACGUUGUGGAACAAGGAAAGAGGUUCUCAUU